This is a messenger RNA of Ananas comosus (pineapple), 2244 nucleotides long. Its product is annotated as probable serine/threonine-protein kinase PBL19. The transcript has 4 exons. Gene Ontology annotation, molecular function: ATP binding; protein kinase activity. The record is from RefSeq and is a predicted model, not a curated record. Bases 793 to 1986 code for a protein of 397 amino acids. Lineage: Eukaryota; Viridiplantae; Streptophyta; Magnoliopsida; Poales; Bromeliaceae. Gene Ontology annotation, biological process: protein phosphorylation.
UUGGAUUUUUCUUCUGCUCUUUUAUAACACCUCUUUUACUUGUUUGUACAUGGAGAUGGUGGUGAGUUGAAUUCUCCUCCUCUCUUAUUAAAGGCUUUCUUGUUCUUCUCUGCUGCUUCUUGUGGGUCUUCUUCUGCUGUUGGUCCUCCUCCUCCUCCUAUUGCUUUUUUUCCUCCUUGGACUCCUCACCUCUUUAUUAUCCUGGUUUGGUUUUUAUAUUCACCAACCAAUUAUUCUUGCUUUUAUUUUUUGUUAAAAGAUAUUUAGAAGGAACAAUCACACUCCUCCCCUUGUUUUUUUUUUUUAAAAAAAAAAAUCCAUUUGUUUAUUCUCCUCUGGUAUCUUCUGUGCUUCUUUCACUUCUUUUUUGUUAAAAAAAGAUUUUUUUUUUUUUUUUUUGUGGCCCCCUUCUAGUAGUUCUUGCUUGUUCCUCAUCUGGGUUCUCUUCAAUUUUCCUUUUUUUUUUUAUUUUCCCCUUCUUUCUUUAAUCCAGAAUUUUUGUUUAAUUUCUUUGUUUUAGGCACCUCUUUUUUCCAUCAAAAUUUUGGUUGUUGUUCCAUUUCUCUGUAGUUUUUCCUCCCCCUUUUUUUUGCUUUUUGUUUUUUUUUUUGGCUUUUUUGGCUUUGUGUUUCAAAAUUUGAGCUCUCUCAAGAACCCAUCUUUGUUUUGUUGGUGCCCUUUAAUUUUUUUUUUUCUUCACUCUUUUAUUUAAAAAAAAGAAAAAGAAGAAGAAGCAAAUGAAAGCAAUUGAGUGGCACAAUUAAGCCAAUUUUGUAGCUCAAUUUUGGAGGCAUGGGGUGUUUCAGCUUCAGGAAGAAGCAGAAGAGCAGGCAAGAGAACAAGAGUGGGCCGACAGCUGCGAAUACGCCGGCUCCGGCCUCGAACAUUAGCACGAGCCGGUCCGACGAUUCGGGCGCCGGCCAGCCGACGAGCAAGUCCUCGGCAUCUAAUUCGUCGCAGCGAAGCAUACCGGCUUUGUACGAAGAGAGGGCUCAGAGGCUCCGCGCUUUCGAGCUCGACGAGCUCAGAAAUGCUACCAAUGACUUCAGUAGGAUGCUUAAGAUCGGAGAAGGCGGUUUCGGGAGUGUUUACAAAGGUUUCAUUCGUCCCCCCGAUGGUAAGGGGGAUAGGAUCGCAGUUGCGGUAAAGCAACUCAAUCAACGCGGUUUGCAGGGCCAUAAGCAGUGGUUGGCAGAAGUUCAGUUUCUUGCGGUAGUUGAGCACCCAAAUCUCGUGAAGCUUAUUGGAUACUGUUCUGUCGACGGUGAAAGAGGGAUCCAAAGGUUGCUGGUUUAUGAGUACAUGCCAAAUAGGAGCUUGGAAGAUCAUUUGUUCAACCGGAAUUAUGCACCUCUUUCUUGGAAUUUGAGGCUACAGAUCAUCUUAGGCGCCGCAGAAGGAUUGGCGUAUCUGCAUGAAGGUUUAGAAGUUCAGGUUAUAUAUCGUGAUUUUAAAGCAUCCAAUGUUUUGCUAGACAAGGAGUUUAAGCCAAAGUUGUCCGACUUUGGCCUUGCGAGGGAGGGACCGACAGAAGGAAAUACACAUGUAUCUACAGCGGUGGUAGGGACUUAUGGAUAUGCGGCCCCCGACUACAUCGAGACCGGACAUCUCACUACGAAGAGUGACGUGUGGAGCUUCGGUGUGGUUCUCUAUGAAAUCCUCACGGGCAGGCGCUCGUUGGAGAGAAACCGCCCGACAGGCGAGCAGAAGCUUCUAGAGUGGGUGAGGCAAUAUCCUGCUGAUGGCAGGAGUUUCUUCAUGAUACUGGACCCAAGGCUGAGACAUCAGUACUCUCUUAAAGCCGCAAGGGAAAUAGCGAAGCUCGCAGAUAGGUGCCUUGUCAAGAACGCCAAAGAACGGCCGAAGAUGAGCGAAGUCGUAGAGGUCUUGAAGCAAGUCGUAGAAAUGGAGCCGACGGAAGCGAACUCUUCUAGGGGUGAUUUGGGUAAGGGGAAGAGAACCGAGACGGCGCAUCCGAGGAGGUGAAACCUUUAUAACAGUCGAAGUUUCUUUCUUUUUUCUUUCCCCCCCCCCCCUAAGUGCAAUAAGAUGAAAAUAUGUUUUUGAUUUCUUUCUAUCUUUCUUUCUUUCUUUUUGGUUGACGACAGUAUAGCUUUACUGUUCUUAUUUCUCAAGAUUCGGAAAGUUAAAGAGUAUGAUUGUUCUUGUAAGUUUUCAUAGAGUCCGCGGUACUGGAUGAUGGUUACUUUUAAAAUCAAGGCUAUUAUGCUUAUUGAUGUGCCA